AAUAAAUCCCUCUAGUACCCAAUCGAAUCCUCUCACAAUGCCAGUUGAGAACUACGGAGUAUGGAAGGCAAAGCCUGUCCGUUUCACUUAUGAAACCGAUGCCCAAGACCAUGUGUCUCCUCAUUUAUCGCUGUUUUUUACUACCAGUGACAACAGGCAGGGGGAAGGUCGCGCAGCGAUAAACAUCAAGUCUGGGGAUAAGAGUGACUCUAGAUUAGUGUUUUGGUUAGUCAAGGAUUUCGAAAACUUUCAGAAUGAGCGACUUCGGGAGUUGAAGCCAGGGUUUAACCGGCUGGAAGGCACCAUGGAGCAAGCGUCCAGCGGCCUUGCACUGGAUUAUAUUCGAGGGAAUUUGUUCCACCGAGAAAGAGGCCGACUCCUCCCCCAUGACACCCCUGGGCCUGACAAUGAUAUAUUGGAUGAACUGAUCCCGGUGCUGGAUGCUGCGGUCGACAACGACAGCGUGAUCUACAUCUAUGGGUCGCAUUUCAGCAAUGGCAACGGUAUCCAUAAUGUUCACAUGAACCAAGGAAGCCCUAGGAAGUGGAAGCACGACAAUGGGAUCUACCAGGAUGGGGCCAUCUUGCUGGACUUUGGGGAUCACUGGGAGGGGGUGUUUAUUGGAUUCGCGUCACAGGCUGUGCAUACUGACGCCGAAGGUCAGCCUACUCCCUCACGCGGAUAUCUGACUUGGAAUGAGCUGUUGAACCCUGAAAUCCCGGGGGAGCAACGGAAAAAGCGCGACGUGAAUGAUCGGACCGUUACUAUCAGCGAGGCCGUUAUCCACCACCAUGGACCACCGCCAACAACCAAACCCGACAUGAUCACUCUGACGAACCGCGGAGACUCGCCCGUGGUACUCAGUGGCUGGAGCGUUCGGAAUCACAAAGGCGACAAUGAAUACCUGCCCGAUGGUGCUGUCUUACGUCGAAGACGUCGCCACAGCUUUCAGCUGCAUAACUGCGCGCUCUCCGAUGAGGGUGGUACAAUCACACUCUUAAAUGAGCAGGGGCUCAAGGUAGACGGCGUGCGAUAUACGGGUGCCCAAACGGGCCCUCUCCAUGUUGUCUCGUUUUAAGUUCAAGAGGGGUUAAUGAUGGGUGUCCCAGGUGAUGCUAUGGGAAUUCCUUUAUAUUAUCUUUUCUUAUUGCCAUUUUGGGGGGGUUUCUUUAUUUCUAAUUCUGCUUUUUACUUGACAUAAUCAUAUUCCGUGACUGUUGUUUGAGGCAUUGAUUUUGUGGUUUGGUGAAAAUACUCUGGCUAUAUUAGGGUAAUUUUUCUAGUGCUAAGUCACGUUGAUUUUGGUGAACAAAUUCACUGUAAGCUUAACGGACUAAAUAAAAUAAAUAAUUUAAUAUUGCCGUGUGGUCAAUCGCUUACUCUCUCUCUAGUCAGCCAAGAUGGUCCGAUAUGGCAACUCAAC
Aspergillus pseudotamarii is the source of this 1423-nucleotide messenger RNA. RefSeq lists its product as uncharacterized. The record is from RefSeq and is a predicted model, not a curated record. The transcript has a single exon. NCBI's taxonomy places the organism in Eukaryota, Fungi, Ascomycota, Eurotiomycetes, Eurotiales, Aspergillaceae. Bases 38 to 1078 code for a protein of 346 amino acids.